Endocarpon pusillum Z07020 is the source of this 1602-nucleotide messenger RNA. RefSeq lists its product as uncharacterized. Gene Ontology annotation, molecular function: DNA binding; TBP-class protein binding; protein heterodimerization activity. The record is from RefSeq and is a predicted model, not a curated record. The coding region runs from base 1 to 1602 and encodes 533 amino acids. The transcript has 3 exons. Gene Ontology annotation, biological process: DNA-templated transcription initiation; RNA polymerase II preinitiation complex assembly. Gene Ontology annotation, cellular component: transcription factor TFIID complex; SLIK (SAGA-like) complex; SAGA complex. Lineage: Eukaryota; Fungi; Ascomycota; Eurotiomycetes; Verrucariales; Verrucariaceae.
AUGGAUGCCUCGGGCAACGUUCCGGGCGCCUCAGCCAUCCAACAGCAGCAGCUAGCAUCCAUGAUCCGACCAGAACAGGUCAAAAAACUACCGCAUCUCAACGACGAGAAGAAGCAGCAGCACGAAGUAAUCAUCCAACGGCUAUGGACAGCCCUGCGUGGAAAUCCUCAGGGAAGUCCAGAAUACCAGAAGGCGAUUGCUAGCCUGGCUCAGGUGUCGACGAGCCUGAUGGCCGGCAUGAAGAGGUAUAAUGCACAGCAGCUACAACAAAGGCAACAUCAUGAAGCGGUAAUAGCACAACAAGCUGGCCCAUCGAAUGAAGCGGAAGGGAACCGGCCUGCUGGACUGGGCCUCCAGCCCAAUCAGAUCAUGCAGCAUAUUCAGGCAAGGGUCAACAACUAUCCGUUUUCGCUCCCGCCCACCAUGGCUGAGGGUUCGCCGCAAGCAGAAACCUGGUUAAGAGAAGCUCGGAACAGACUGGCUCAGGCCAUGCAGAGAUCUGAACAUGCGCAGAAGAGGAAAGCAGAUAUCCAAGCAAGCGCACAAGCAAGAGCUCAGAGUGGCAAUCCGCUUGCUCCACAAGAACAAGAGGCUCUGCGUACCAAGCUCAUGCAGUGUAACAAGGUGCUGGCAGAGAGUAACAGCUUUAUGGAGAAAUUUAAAGAACAACAAAAUCAGUUCCGCAUAAGCGCACAACAGCAAAGAUAUGAGGCGCAGAAUCCGGUGAACACCGCACCAAGUGACAACGCCAACCAAGCCGAGCCAAGCAUGCCAACUGGGCAAGCUUCGUCGCAAGGAGGGCCACAAGCACUUUCGAUCAGUUCUGCGGUGUCUGCAGCGCGUGAUCGAGCCACCAACGCUGCUGCCAACCAAACAGGUUCUAUAAGCCCUACAAAUUCGCAACCACAACCCUCACAGACAGCAUCCGGUCAGCAACCGCAACCACAAUCAACUCCACAGUCAGCAAUGACACCAUCCCAGCAGAACGGGGCUCCGAUGCCCUUUUCUGCCCAGUCUGCUCUGCAGCACUCUAACUCCAACUAUGGACAAAGCCAACCGCAAUCUGCCACUCAUGCUCACCCACCUCAGAAUGUCGGCUUCAUGAAUCCUGGCAAGAAAGAAGAACGCCUCAACAUUCCCAAGAACCUCAAUGUUACCGCACCUCGGCCAGUACCGAUGCCCCCUGCCCGGCCAACCUUGAACGGUGGACCAGGUGUCGGCAUGCCAGGCCAGCUGGGUGAACCUGCUAUUCCGACGAUGCCUGGCUAUGUUCUCGAAACCAGCGAAGAUGGGCGGGUCCUAUCAAGGAAGAAACUAAAUGAGCUCGCGCACGAGGUCUGUGGUCCGGGAGAAGAAGAUAUGCUUACUCCUGAGGCUGAAGACAUCAUGCUCAACGUAGCGGAUGAUUUUGUCGACGACCUCAUCAGCACCGCCUGUAAAGUGGCCAAACUCCGCGGCGCUUCCUCCCUCGAAAUCCGCGAUAUCCAACUCGUUCUCGAGCGUCAAUGGAAUAUCCGUGUCCCCGGCUUCAGCAGUGAUGAGAUCAGGACGUACCUGUCCCCCUGUCCCUGGGCUCCUGGCCUGUUAAAUGUCUUUCCGUAG